GAGAGACUCGAGGAUCGCCUGUUGCUAUCGUGCGCGCUGUGACGCGUUUACGUUCCCCCCCCUCUCCCCAACCCCGGCGUUGCGCAUCCGUGCGUCACGACUCCAUCGAAUUAUCGCGCUUCUCGAUGAACUCGUGCGCGGUGACGUAAAACCACGGCGGGUGCGGUUUCGGCGUCACCGCGUCGCUUGCGGGUCGCGCGCGGUGACGUCAUCGCGCAAAGGACCCCCACCACCCUCAACCACCACCACGACGACUGUCACACCACGAGCGUCGACCGGCAAAGAUGAGCGGCGCGGCUCUCUCCUCUCUCUUCGCCGACUACAGGGGCAUGGCGGACUCGGUGGCCGACAAGCUGGUGGGCUACAGCAAGGACGACGGUGGCUGGCGAGUCGCCAAGUCCAACAAACUUGUUACCAUAUCGUGGAGAGCAUCUACAGAAUUUCCUGGCUACCUGUACAAAGGCGAGGGUCUACUGGAGAUGGCCCCCGACGCGCUGUGGGAGUUCGUGAAGCCCACGCCUGACGGCCUCCGCGUCAAGUGGGAUCGCAACGUGCGCGCCUUCCAGAUCUUGCAGUUGCUGGACGAGGAGCUGUCUGUGUGUCGCACCAUCACCUCGUCUGCUGCCAUGGGCGUGAUCUCCGCGCGUGACUUUGUGGACGUGGUGCUCGUCAAACGGUACGACGACGGCUCCAUCGCCUCCAACGCGACGCAUGUGGUCCACGAAUCGUGCCCGCCCCAGUUGGGCUACGUCCGUGGAUUCAAUCACCCCUGCGGUUGCAUGUGCCUACCCGUGCCCGGGGAGCCCAACAAGACGAAGAUGGUCACCUUCUUCCAGACGGACCUGGGUGGCUACCUGCCCAGGUCCCUCGUCGACUCGUUCUUCCCAUCCACGAUGGCCGAGUUCUACAGUAAUCUCAGCAAGGCGCUGACAACGCUCAAGCCAUAACGAGCGCCGCUGUAAUCCUCAUCCGUGCCACCCACCCGCUCGUUGGUCUCAACUCCCAUCAGCCACACUUUUCACCCUUUUUUGGCCCUCCACCAAAUGUAAUAAUGUCUUCGCGUGGCCUCAAAUGCACGGUUCCAUAUUUUUUUAUUGCGAUACCAUGGAGAUCUGUGUGCUGUCCGUGUCAUUAUUUGUGACAUUUUUCAUUUUUGAUUUGUCGCUCUUUUAAAGAGAAGAAGAUUGUUAUUAAUUGUCAAGGGCAUUAAGGCGGUGGCGAGAAGCGAGUGUGGGUUAGUGGGUGGCAGUGCUGUCCGUUCCGUACUUUACAAAAUGAAUGUGCUGUGUGAUCACUUAGGUACUGGUGGAAACACCGGUGUUUACAUUUAACCUGAAGUCACUUGAAUUAUUCGAACCUGGUGCGGGGUAUAUAACGGAGCAGAGGGCACUGCCACUGGUGGCUUAGGUUUUAAUUAUGCAUGAAUUGUGCUGAUGUUCUUGAACAUUCACUCACCGCCCCGACACAGCAUGGCUACAUUGAGAAGUGAACCCAGGUUCAACCAGAAGCUGAUGAUGGCUGCUGUGGCCACUGCAGGUGUGGCCCCUGCAGGUCUACUGAGUACAGGGUUAAGCAUUGUUUUCCCCACUGUACAACCGAGCCAUCCUGGUCUGGUUUUGCUAAGUCAGCCCGGGGCAACUCAGGAGGUGCCAGGUUUUUUUCUGUCACAACUGAGCUGUGCUGCUGGCAUCACAAGCAGUGCAUGCGCUACGUCAGACUCGCACGUUAAAGUGUAGUGACCGGUGCAAUAUAGGGCAAACAACUAUUAACCCCACCUUAUCUGGCCCCAGGAUGAGCCCGAGCCAGAUUUCAGAUGUCACGUGAGGCCAAAGUUUUAAGGUUUGGUUCUGGCUCAGCAAAUUUCCAGUGGGAAAAAAAACCUCUCGUUUUUCGAGGGCCCCACACUGUGCGUGGCUCGGAUGUGCCAGUGGAAGAGAUGUGUAUGAAUGUGGCAAUGCGAUGUGACUUUUAUCAAACUUGGGCCACGAUAUAUGUGUUUGCACUGGGCCCGUGUCUAUUUUUCCUUGCGCAUGCAUACAAGGUGCCCCAAUAGGUGAGCACUUUGUCUCGAUGUAUAUUUUUGUUGUGGUCUUUUAAACAUUCCUGGGGAUUGCUGCUGCUCGUUAUUAUCAUUGUGAAUACAUAUUAAAUGUGUAUACUAUAAUACAAAUUUAAACAGAAAGUUUAUUAAAUAAUAACAAUGCAUUUUUGCAUUAUGUUAGGAGGAAGGGGGUGUUAGCAAAACUGAUACGAUUGUGCCGUUUUAACGUCGGUCGGUGUGGUCAUGUGAACGAGAACUAAUUAUCAGCGCGCCUGCAGCGAUAACCGUAAAGAAUGUGUUUUAAUGCAUUGAAACUUCUUGUGAAUGUUGGAAUGUAAAAUGUUUGUCACAUUGAUGGGCAUCUGAAGUUUCAUUUACAAAAAAAAAUGUACACGGGUUAAACGGUAGGAUGGGGGUGUAGAUGCAUCCAUUUUUACACACGUAUCGCAGGAACGCGCGAUGGUGAUACUUGCGGGGAACCCGUCAUCCAGCAGUGGACACAUCACGGCCCGAUGAUGCACGUUACUGGAUUUUACGUGACUUCCUCCAGCCGCUGUGAAAAGAACAAUAAUCUGUGCUGGCAUUGAAUCGCGAAUGGCGACUCGUCGAUUCAUUGGAUGGCGAAAUAGGGCCAAACUGUAAAAACACUCCAAGGGUGAUGUCGGAAACAGGGCGCUUAUUGAACGCGUGGAUUGCUUUCACCGCCCUCGAGUCAAUCCGCAUUAAAUGAUCAAACAGUGCCUUGGCUGAUAACAAAAACAAACUACAAGGCAAAACGUCCCCACCCAGCCACCUUCUCUGACCCCUGAAUUCUGCCGUAGUAGUUUAUACGGCAGAUUCUCUUAAAAACUUGCUUGCCAAGUCACACACUGCCUGGUUUAAAUUCCGCCCCCAUCCCCCCCUGACCCAGAAAAAAAAAGUUUUCACCUUCCCUUGCAUCACUUUAAAAACACAAAAACUGUACGUGGCAAACACAUGUGCAGCCAAGCAAUAUAAAAUCUUUAUUUUUUUAUUAUUUUUUUGGUAACCAAAACUCUCGUUUUUUUUUCUUUUACAUCCGGCAGUUUGCGUUUGUGUUUCUUUGUAAUUAAAAUAUAACGUUAACACAAUGACACCUCCAUAUAUACAAUUGAGUGCACGUUUCACACCAGCUUAAUGGUAGUUUGGUUCAUAGUGGAAAUAUUUUCCUAAGCUGGAGCGACAAUAUUCCGCGUACAUUCGGUCAAGGAUUGAAUGGUGAUGAGAAAGGUCACACGAUAGUGUGCAAUUAAACACUUUUUUUAAGGCAGCAGACAAUGGCUUUUUUAAAUGGAGAAUACUUGGCUGUUUGUUGAGCAGAAUAAACAUCUGUUAACCAAUAAAAA
Molecule: messenger RNA, 3405 nt
Organism: Petromyzon marinus (sea lamprey)
Lineage: Eukaryota; Metazoa; Chordata; Hyperoartia; Petromyzontiformes; Petromyzontidae
Gene: STARD5
Product: StAR related lipid transfer domain containing 5
Biological process (GO): cholesterol import
Molecular function (GO): cholesterol binding; cholesterol transfer activity
Source: RefSeq, a predicted model, not a curated record